Vidua macroura (Pin-tailed whydah) is the source of this 4181-nucleotide messenger RNA. It is a transcript of the gene PAQR7, whose product is annotated as progestin and adipoQ receptor family member 7. The record is from RefSeq and is a predicted model, not a curated record. Gene Ontology annotation, molecular function: nuclear steroid receptor activity; steroid binding. The coding region runs from base 1863 to 2972 and encodes 369 amino acids. The transcript has 3 exons. Lineage: Eukaryota; Metazoa; Chordata; Aves; Passeriformes; Viduidae. Gene Ontology annotation, biological process: spindle organization; response to steroid hormone. Gene Ontology annotation, cellular component: plasma membrane; centrosome; spindle pole.
CCGGGAGGAGCCGCGGGCGGAGGAAGCGGCGGGGCCGGGGCCGUUCUGCAGGUGCCGGACCGGGGGUCCCGGGGGGCACCGCGAGGGAAAGGGAACCAAAGCCCGGCUCAGCCCCACCCUGCUCAUCCCAGGGGAGGGAGAACCAUCCCGGGCUGGCAGGGCUGGGGCUGCUCUGCGGAGGCUCAGGUGGAUCAGGGGCUGGUCGGAGCCGGAGGGAACCCAUGGUGGUUUGAAAAAUGAAAGCUUAUCUGUGCUUUAGGAAGCUUUGGGAGGCUGUGCCGCUGGGUGGCGGGAGCAAACAGGGAUGUAAACAGCCGGGGGCGAGUCUUUAUCAUCACACAAAAAUCCAGCGGGAGGGGUGGGUGCUGCUGGGCACAGGAAACGCUGCGGAGGAAACGCCAGGCGGCUGAGGCAGCGCUGCGACAGCUCGUGGGGAGGUGGAGGGUGUUAUUUGGAGUACGAGGCAGAUGAAGGAUUUCCAGCAUGCGCUCCCUUCAUAACGGAGCGUUGCUCAAGGCUCGGUAGCUAGGAAGAGCUCGGCGAAUUAAAUCCUGCUCCGACAAGUUUUGGAGGAGCUGAAGUAAACAGCGCUCCCCUUCCUUGGCUGCUCCGCGCUGCUCCUGACACGGCAUCUCCCCGAGCAGAGCCAGGGCCGCCUUUCCCGCAGGAAUUUCUCUUCUGGGAGCCGGAGCGGGGUCGAGCUGAGCCGAGCCCCCUCCCCUGCGCCUGGAGGCAGCCCCGGCACUGAGGCAAGUUCUCCGGGCAGCGUUUGCUUCCAAGCUGCCCGCGGAAUUUAGGUCAAAACAGCUGAACUGGGGAGGUUCUGCUUUUGCCCUCUGUCCGUGGCAGCACUCGGGGCUGUUGCGGUUCAGAGCAGGAAGAAGUUCACGGGGUGACUUUUUCCCUGGCAGCCCGAGAAAGUCGCAGCUGUUCGGGAGGGUUCAGGGGGCAGGGGAGGGUUGGCACAGCCCGUUGUGAGGUGCUGCCCCAGCCGGGGGAGCUGCAGGGCUUCUCUAACCCGGUGAGGUGGGCAAAGGGCAUUUGGGAGGGAAAUGGAGCAGCAAACAGCCUGUUUGGGGUUUUUUUUCUGCAUCUGUGCCCCUUGAAUUCAGGCAGGAAUGAGUUACAGCCUGACUUUGAUGAGGAAAUGACAGAGGUUUAUAAAACAAACAGUCCCAUCCCCACCUCCUCCUGUUCUCAAACUUUAAAGAGCUUUUCCUGUCCCUGAAAUGAGGGCACUUGCCCGGGGUUGAGGCACAGAUCAGCACUGGAGUUGGACGUGGAUCAGGUUUUCUUCAGGACUUGUCUGAGCAAGAGCAGGUAAAGAAUCUCAACAAGUUUUUAUGAAAAGGCCAAACAAGCUGGCAGGGCUGCCUUUCACUGGGUAAGGACAGCAGCUUCCAAAAGGUAAAUAUGGAGAUUCCUGCUCACAAAUAUUACACUGCUGGACUUUGGUGGAGCAACAGGGCCACGAUGUGGGAAGCUUCUUGGAAAAUCAGAGCUGGAAAAAGGAGGUAAAACUCCACUCCAAAUGCAGGAGUUGCAGCCUCUGUUACUUGUUGGUAUUUGUAAGGACAGACACUGCAAACAGUUUACAGAAGGGGGAAUCUGGAGUGGGAGGUUUGUUUGGGAUGCUUGGUUUGUUUAGCAGUUCCCAAACUACAGGGAAGGAGGUGAGCCAGGCACUGAUGUGUGUUCAUUAUUGUCAUUUAACCCCAGACUCGUGUCUGCUCCCCACACAGCAGAGGCACCUCAAGUUUUCUUAAAUCUCCCUUCAGCCUCCUUUUUGUCACUGUUGUUGGGGAUUCUACGGGGGAAAUCCCCAACCAGAGCAUUUCAACACCCCCUGCUUGUUGGUUAUUAUGUUAAAACCCCUCCUAAACCCCACAGCAAAACUUCCUCUCCUUCCCAAAGGUAAUUUUGCAGAGUUUGGCCUCACCAUGGCCACGGUGGUGACGGAGAAGCUCAGCCAGCUCUUCAUCAACGCGCGGCAGCUCCCGCAGCUGCUGGGGCCGCUGUCCCCGGCCACGGUGAGCAGCGCCGAGGUGCCGCCGGUGUUCUGGAAGCCCUACAUCCACGGCGGCUACCGGCCCGUGCGCCAGACCUGGCGCUACUACUUCUCCACGCUCUUCCAGCAGCACAACGAGGCCAUCAACGUCUGGUCGCACCUGGCGGCCGCCCUGGUGCUGCUGCUGCGCUUCCAGCGCCUCUGGCAGCGCGUGGACUUCGGGCAGGACGCGCACGCCCGGCCCCUGCUCAUCAUCCUGGCCGCCGCCAUCACCUACCUGACGUUCAGCAGCCUCGCCCACCUGCUGCAGGCCAAGUCCGAGUUCUGGCACUACGGCUUCUUCUUCAUGGACUACGUGGGGGUGGCCGUGUACCAGUACGGCAGCGCCCUGGUCCACUUCUACUACGCCAUCGAGCCUGGCUGGCACCGGCACGUGCAGGGCUUCUUCCUGCCGCUGGCGGCGGCGCUGGCCUGGCUGUCCUGCGCCGGCUCCUGCUACGCCAAGUUCCGCUUCCACCCGCGCUGCCCGCUGCCCGGCCGCCUGUGCCAGGAGCUGCCCUCGGGCCUGGCCUACCUGCUGGACAUCAGCCCCGUGCUCCAUCGCAUCUGCACCUCGGUGCGCCCCGACCCCGCCCUGCUCUACCACAAGUGCCAGGUGCUCUUCUUCCUCGUCGGGGCCUUCUUCUUCUCCCAUCCCUACCCCGAGAAGUGGUUCCCCGGGAAGUGCCACUUCUUCGGGCAGAGCCACCAGAUCUUCCACGUGUUCCUGGUGCUCUGCACGCUGGCGCAGAUUGAGGCCGUGGUGCUGGACUACGAGUCCAGGAGGGAGAUCUACUCCUCCCUGCAGAGGGACCUGGCUCACGACUGCUCUGCCCUGUUCCUGCUCACUGUCACCUGCUCUGUCCUCACAGCCACCUACAUGGCCCAGAGGGUGAAGAACAAGCUGGGCCUCAAGGAGGAGUAAAGAAGUGACCUCAGCCCAAAUCCAGCCCCAAGCCUCCAGAUGCUGCUUCACGAACUGCUACUCAGCAAGUGCUUUCUAUAGGAAUGAAAGAGAUGCUUUUAAUGCUUUUUUAAUAAUCCAGCCUAAGUUCCAGCUUGCUCUUAGAAUGGUACACGGGUUCAGUUCACAUGUGAAUAAACAGUUGGAACAAAGUGUCCUGUGUGCCCUGAGGGGCUGGGGAAGGCUCUGGGAGGCUGCCAGGUCUCCCAGCACGAGAUAAGGACAGGCCAUCUGGCCCCUGUUAGACUCUAAACCAUGGAAACAGACCAAGCCCCUGAGCGCCAGGCUCAAAGCACCCACCCGAGCUCCCGAGAGGAAGCAGAGCCCGGCGCUGCUCCCAGAGCCUGGCACCAGGCAAACCACCAUCCCCAGCUUCUUCAGCCCCCACUCAGAUGGAAGAGACAAAGAAAACUCCAGGCCAACUCCUUGCAGCCCGGCUGAAGCCUCUGAGGGCUCGGGGGUUCCUCUGGCUGCCUGGCCUGUGAAGAUCCUGGCCUUGCCACAGCUGGAGGGAGCCCGGGAAGAGCCCCCCGGAGCUGAGCAGGGGGUGCAGGGCACAGCCCAGGCAUGGAAAACACCUCUGGAUACCCUGGAGCUCCAAGUGCAAUCUCAGAGGCAGAGCAAAGCCUCCCGUGGGGCUGGGGGGCACUCCUGGUGCUGCAGCUGCUCCCAGGGCCCGGAGAAAUCCUGGUUAUUUCCUGAAGAAACGGCCUCAGGGGGCAGGGAACCACAGCCCUGGAGCACAGCUCCUUCUGGGACAGGCUCUGCUGGGGCUGAGGACACAAAUCCUGUUCCAGGGGCUGCUCCCAGAGGGGUUUGCUGCUCUCCCCAGAGCCAGGCGCGAGCUCAGCCCCUCCGGGAGCGGGGCCAGCUCCCAGCGGGGUCCUGCAGGCAGCUCUUCUCCCAGGACUCCCAGGGGAACAGGGUCAUUGCCCACAGGGCUAGGGCCAGCCCCCUGAGGGCCAGCCAGCCCCGGGGGCUGCAGCUGGAGCCGGGCUCCGAGCCCCUGUUCACGCAGGACUCGGAAGGGAACAGGGUCAUUAAGCACUGCUGAGUGAGCCCAGCCUGGGGGUGGCCACAGCUGGGGAGUGAACCCCUUGGUGCAGCCCCCAGCACCUCUCUGUUCUCUGAGAUGCUGCUCUGAUCCAAAUAAAACGUUGGAGUUUGUUC